Molecule: messenger RNA, 1986 nt
Organism: Penicillium riverlandense
Lineage: Eukaryota; Fungi; Ascomycota; Eurotiomycetes; Eurotiales; Aspergillaceae
Exons: 4
Coding region: 1-1986 (661 amino acids)
Biological process (GO): regulation of DNA-templated transcription; DNA-templated transcription
Molecular function (GO): zinc ion binding; DNA binding; DNA-binding transcription factor activity, RNA polymerase II-specific
Source: RefSeq, a predicted model, not a curated record
AUGGAUGAACCUGCCAGUACAUCGAGUGCAAAGCGGAAACGGCUGAGCUAUGCGUGCAACUAUUGUCGCGAGAAGAAGACUCGCUGCGAUGAAGAACAGCCGUGCCGCAAUUGUCGGGUCGCAGGCGUUGAGUGCAUCACCACAGAUAAAAGACGACACGGUGCGCCGGUUGAGCAUCGAAGGCGACAUGAUCUUCCCAGUGCACCCCAGUUUGGUGCCUUAGCACAAUCCCAAAGUUGGAACCACGUCACAACUAGAUCGGCGCCGCAACGGGGACAAAGAACACUGAGAACUCCAGAGUCACAUUCCUCUUCUAUUCCCCCUCCUUCGGGUCAAGAUCGACCGCGUUUGUGGUCGCAAUGCUGGGGUCCGGAAGGAUGGAAAACGGGCCGGCUCCCGAUGAUGCCUCGUUUUGUGGGAUCCAGUACGUUGGAGUUUAUGACGGAAUGGCUUGACAUGGCCUUUUAUCGUCUCAAGGGUCCGAAAACACAUGCCCUUGCUCCAGUGGCCAAUCGAAAUUUUGCGACAUUUAUAUCUGCUCAAGCGCCGGAAUUACCUACAUCGGAGACAAGGCAGGCCUGUCUUGAUAAUUAUUGGAAUACCCUGCAUCAAAUAUUCCCUUUUCUCGACCGCGACACAUUGGAGCCAAUCUGCAAUGCAGACCCGCACAACCCGCAAGAUAUAUCCAUGCAUCAUGUUUCAGAUGCACCUAUCCAGGCUCUCAGAUAUCUCAUAGUGACCUCUGGCUUGUUGACCAUGCCUGCGAGCGAAGCCUCUAGGGUGAUGAUUUCAUCAUACAUCAGCUACUGCAAUUCGUUAUUGGGACAUAUUGUUGCCUCUUGCCGCCUAGAAUCGGUGCAAGCUAUUCUGCUCUUUGUGAUCGUGCUUCGCAACUGUGAUAAGAUCGCAUGGGCAUGGGACAUCCUCACAAUGGGUGUUUCCAUGGCCCAGUCCAUUGGAAUCAAUCAGACCAAGUCUUCUCAAUCCAGUGCCACGGGAUGCGAAGGGCCAGAAUACCGGACCUGGUGGUGCAUGUAUGUUUUCGAGAAAUUUCUCGCUCUUGAAACCUCUCGUCCUUCAACCAUAUGGGAUCGUCAACUAUCUGAGACUAUGGCGUCUUCGGUUCAGGUCGAUUCGGAAGGUGGACCAGAACACCAGUUCCGAAACGUGUUAAUUAGCUUGGCAAACAUGCUACACGAGAUGCAGGAGCGCUCUGCUAGAGCGUGGCGCCGCGAAGAGUCGUUGCUGCAGUCAGUAGAGCAGGCGAUCGAGGACAAGCUCCAAACUGGUGGUGAAUUAAUCCUCUUGCUUGCUAGCUGGCAGGAUAGCUUGCCCGCUGCGUAUAGGCCCGGAUCUACUCCUACACUCCAAUUUAGCAAUGGACCCCAGUUUGCAUUUCUUUCGUUCUAUUACAACCUCGGGGUCAUUCUUGUCAAUCGAUCUACUCUUCUCGUCCCCAAAGAGGAGCUACAUACUAUGGUCAACAAAUACGCUGCAGGAAAGCCAUGGCAGCAGAGCCUUUUGUCUGGGCCUGCAGCGGUUGCUGAAGCUGCUCGCCAAAUGGUAAAACUAUUCGUUUCACUAGAGGACUCUGGAACGCCGAAUUACCUCAACACGAUGGCGUCCCCGCUGGCUGCAGUAUACGCAUUGGCAGUGCACAUCUUUCGAGAACACCGCUCGUUGCUAAUCCGAUCUGACUUUGAGCUAAUGAAGGCUGCUAUGCAAAUCACGAAAGAUCAUUACCACAAGCAUGGCAUGGCAGAGAACAUUGAUGAUAUUCUAUUUGACUUGGUACAAUACAGUUCUCAGUGUCUUGAGACACCGCCGAUACCGCCCGACCUUGCGAGUUUAGGUGCAACACGUCCAGCUCUGAGCGAGUUGUUCAUGGAUGAUGAACCAAAUGCUAUGUCGCUCAGUUCACCGUGGGGCCCAUCGGCUCUUGAUUGGGCAGGAUGGGAUUUGAAUGAUUCAAGCCAUUUGUUCUAA